Molecule: messenger RNA, 1263 nt
Organism: Carlito syrichta (Philippine tarsier)
Lineage: Eukaryota; Metazoa; Chordata; Mammalia; Primates; Tarsiidae
Gene: THOC3
Product: THO complex 3
Exons: 5
Coding region: 354-824 (156 amino acids)
Biological process (GO): mRNA export from nucleus
Cellular component (GO): THO complex part of transcription export complex
Molecular function (GO): protein binding
Source: RefSeq, a predicted model, not a curated record
CUGUGUGAAGUGACAUCUGGAUUCUGUUCUUUCAGGUCAAAGAAAACAAUUAUCGGGGACAUGGGGAUAGCGUGGACCAGCUUUGUUGGCAUCCAAGUAAUCCUGACCUCUUUGUCACUGCAUCCGGAGAUAAAACCAUUCGCAUCUGGGACGUGAGGACUACAAAAUGCAUUGCCACCGUGAAUACUAAAGGGGAGAACAUUAAUAUCUGCUGGAGUCCCGAUGGGCAGACCAUUGCUGUAGGCAAUAAGGAUGAUGUGGUGACCUUUAUUGAUGCCAAGACUCACCGCUCCAAGGCAGAAGAGCAGUUCAAGUUUGAGGUCAACGAAAUCUCCUGGAACAAUGACAAUAACAUGUUCUUCCUGACAAAUGGCAACGGCUGUAUCAACAUCCUCAGCUACCCAGAACUGAAGCCCGUGCAGUCCAUCAAUGCCCAUCCUUCCAAUUGCAUCUGUAUCAAAUUUGACCCCACGGGGAAGUACUUUGCUACAGGAAGUGCAGAUGCUUUGGUCAGCCUUUGGGAUGUGGAUGAAUUAGUGUGUGUUCGGUGCUUUUCCAGACUCGAUUGGCCUGUGAGGACCCUCAGUUUUAGCCAUGAUGGGAAAAUGCUGGCAUCGGCAUCAGAAGAUCAUUUUAUCGACAUAGCUGAAGUAGAGACAGGAGACAAGCUGUGGGAGGUGCAGUGUGAGUCCCCGACCUUCACCGUGGCCUGGCACCCCAAAAGGCCCCUGCUGGCAUUUGCCUGUGAUGACAAAGAUGGCAAAUACGACAGCAGUCGGGAAGCUGGAACUGUGAAGCUGUUUGGGCUUCCUAAUGACUCCUAAGAGGCUGGAAGGAGAGGAUACCUGGCAGAGGUCUUCCUUUGUGUAGCUGGUCUGUUCUCUCGUAGCUGGUGAGCACUCUACAUGUCUGUAUGGUGUAAAUUACCAAAGUAUUUGGUCAGGCUGUGCAUUCCAGUUCCCUUUGUUUUUCUGUGUUAGCUGUUUCCAUUCUUUCUCCAGCAUUAGUUAGCUGUCGACUCUGCAGCACGGGUAAUGACCUUGACAUCCCUUGUCUUCUGGGGCCUACUUCUCUGUUUUGUGGUGGAGUGGUGGACUUUGUUGAGCUUGAUGUUACUUGGAUACUCACUGUCUCGUUUGGAGGAGGGUCAAAGGAUGCUGGGUGAGAAUGGGGUUUUUUUAAAAGAUAUUUUAAAAAUACAUGUAUAAUUUUGAGAAUUGAGCAUUCAAUAAAACUGACUUUUAAAUGAUGGGACUUCCUCGA